This is a messenger RNA of Tachyglossus aculeatus (Australian echidna), 1813 nucleotides long. It is a transcript of the gene BYSL, whose product is annotated as bystin like. The transcript is spliced from 7 exons. Gene Ontology annotation, biological process: rRNA processing. The coding region runs from base 13 to 1392 and encodes 459 amino acids. NCBI's taxonomy places the organism in Eukaryota, Metazoa, Chordata, Mammalia, Monotremata, Tachyglossidae. Gene Ontology annotation, cellular component: preribosome, small subunit precursor; nucleolus; cytoplasm. The record is from RefSeq and is a predicted model, not a curated record. Gene Ontology annotation, molecular function: snoRNA binding.
GUUGCGAGCGCUAUGCCCAAGGUGCGUGCGGUCCGGGGGUCCGGGGGUCCCCGGCGGGCGGGCCCCCAGGCGCGGCACGCGCCCCUGGCCCUGCACAUCCUGGGCGCUGAGGCCCCAAGGCCCGGGGGCCGCCGGAAGAACCGCCGCGGCCCGACGGACGAGGACGAGGAGGAGGAGGAGGAGUACGUGGACCCUCGGCUGAGCCGGAGGAUCCUGCAGCAGGCGCGGCGGCAGCAGGAGGAGCUGGAGGCCGAGCACGGGCCCGGACCCGGCCCCGGCCCCGGCCCCGGGGACACGGCGCCCAGGGACCCCGCCACACGACUGGGACCCAGCGGGCCAGAGGACCAGAGCGACGGCGAGAAGGAGGAUGACGACGACGACGACGAGUGGCCCUCGUUGGAGAGGGCGGCGGCGUUGGAGGGGCCCGAGUGCGGAGGGCAGGUGCCCGUGGACCCCGACGACGAGAAGGCCAUCGAGAUGUUCAUGAACAGCAACCCUCCACUCAGGCGCACGCUGGCCGACAUCAUCAUGGAGAAGCUGACGGAGAAGCAGACGGAAGUGGAGACGGUGAUGUCGGAGAUCUCGGGCUGCCCCAUGCCCCAGCUGGACCCCCGGGUGCUGGAAGUCUACAAGGGCGUCAAGGAGGUGCUGUCCAAGUACCGGAGCGGAAAACUGCCCAAGGCAUUUAAGAUCAUCCCGGCUCUCUCCAACUGGGAGCAGAUUCUCUACAUCACAGAGCCCGAGACCUGGACCGCGGCUUCCAUGUAUCAGGCCACCAGGAUCUUCUCCUCCAACCUGAAAGAGCGCAUGGCCCAGCGUUUUUAUAAUCUGGUGCUGCUGCCACGCAUCCGGGAUGACAUUGCCGAGUACAAGAGGCUCAACUUUCACCUCUACAUGGCUCUCAAGAAGGCCCUGUUCAAGCCAGGCGCCUGGUUUAAAGGGAUCCUGAUCCCGCUGUGUGAGUCGGGCACCUGCACGCUGCGAGAGGCCAUCAUCGUGGGCAGCAUCCUCACCAAGUGCUCCAUCCCUGUGCUGCACUCCAGCGCCGCCAUGCUGAAGAUCGCCGAGAUGGAGUACAGCGGCGCCAACAGCAUCUUCCUGCGGCUGCUGCUGGACAAGAAAUACGCCCUGCCCUUCCGGGUGCUGGACGCCCUGGUCUUCCACUUCCUGUCCUUCCGCUCGGAGCGGCGGCGCCUGCCCGUCCUGUGGCACCAGAGCCUCCUGACCCUGGCGCAGCGCUACAAAGCGGACCUGGCCUCCGAGCAGAAAGAGGCACUGCUGGACUUGCUCCGCCUGCAGUCCCACCCCCAGCUGAGCCCCGAGAUCCGCCGGGAACUGCUCAGCGCCACGGCCCGGGACGUGGAGGCGCCCUCCGGGACAGACAUGUCCUGAGGGGGAUGCGGGCGCGGGCUCCCGGCCACCGUUUUGGGAGCGGAGGAGAAGGAUCUGGGCCCCGGCCUGCGGACUUGACUUGGGAACCCGGGGCUGGUGGCCGGUUGGCCCGCGCUCGGUUCAUACGCCGUCGCCUGACCGGAGAGCGGAGCCCGGCCUGGGGACCCAGGUAGGAACGGGGGUCGUGGACGGGCGAGCUUGGCGGGCCCGGAACAAAGCCGUGUGUUCGUCUCCACCGCCCCGCGUGUGGCUCUGAGUGUGGCGCGUCGGUGGGCCGGGGGGGGAUGCCGGCCGUGACACCUCCGCCCCCCGAUGCCCAGCCAGGAAGGAGCUGAAGCCCAGAGUCGGCUCAGAACCUUUAUUAGAGAGGCGCUAGGCCCCACGACCGGCCAAGAAAUCGGUGCCGGGGGCCCGGCGGAUC